Molecule: messenger RNA, 1633 nt
Organism: Orbicella faveolata
Lineage: Eukaryota; Metazoa; Cnidaria; Anthozoa; Scleractinia; Merulinidae
Biological process (GO): carbohydrate metabolic process
Cellular component (GO): extracellular region
Molecular function (GO): chitinase activity; chitin binding
Source: RefSeq, a predicted model, not a curated record
GGUUUCUGUGAAAUCUUGAGAGAUGAACGCUUUUUCAGGUGGGUUUAGAAGUAAACCUUGCUGCUGUGUUUGUUCAGUUAUUCUUUUUGAGUGACAUUCCGAGAUGUGGCAAUAACUCCUGGCAGGCAUCGUUGCCAUAAAUUGGAUUAUUUGGAGUUUCUCGCCACUGAAGUAGCCUCGCUCUGUAGAGAUGGGUUCUGUUCUUCAUCUUGUCGUGGUUUUUCUUUUUACAUGUGGAGUAGCUUGGGCUUUAAGAGUGCCACGCUCUACCUACUCCGGUCGUCAGCUGUUGGUGGGGUACUGGGGACAAAACGGAGCUGGACCUGCUAAUGGGCCGGCAAACUACGAGAAACCGCUGUUCGAAGUGUGUCAGACAACGAAGUACGACAUUCUUGCCGUGUCCUUCGUCAUAGUGUUCUUUGAUUCAAGGAAUAAAGGCCUUCCUGCACUCAACUUCGCCUACCACUGUGAGACUCCAGUUUCCCCGGAGUAUCCAUUCCUACUUCGAUGCCCUGAGAUCGAGAAAGGAAUAAAAGAAUGCCAGAAAAGAGGAAAAAGAGUCUUGAUGUCUAUUGGUGGAGCGACUGGGGAUGGCACUCUGCCCGAUCCUGACAAGGCCAGAGAAUUUGCACGUACACUGUUCGACUUGUUUCUGGGAGGUAGUGGCUAUCAAAAAAUAAGGCCUUUUGGGAGCGCUGUUAUGGAUGGUAUUGACCUGGAUAUCGAGGGAGGUGACUACAAAUACUACCCCGAGUUUAUAACUGAAUUGCGCACGCUCAUGGAUAAUGACCAGUCAAAGGGCUACCUGAUCACGGGCGCACCCCAGUGUCCAUACCCCGAUCAUCACAUGGGACCUGAGAAGCCUGGAUCUGGAUUGGAGGAGGCUGGGCAAUAUGUCGACCAUCUUUACAUACAAUUUUACAACAACUACUGUCACACCGGAGCUGGCAACUGGUUCACUGAAACUUUGGAUAAAUGGCUGGCGUUUUCAAAGAGAAUGAAACCACAUGGACCGUUGAUUUUUAUUGGCAUGCCUGCGGCUACAAAGGGAGCAAGUGGAGCACACUUCUACAGGCCACCGGCUGAGCUGACUACCUUAUACCAGUCAGUGAAAAAUCUGCCAGGCAUCGGAGGAAUAAUGCUGUGGGACGUGUCCUGGGACCAAAACAAUGUCAUCAAUGGUCAGCGGUACUCCGAGUACGCGUUCAAAGAACUCGGUGGUCUCACCAACACUGUACCUCCAGUUACUACCCAGGCUCCUCCUCCGCCAGUCACUACCGAGGGUCCUAAUCCGCCAGUUACUACCCAAGCACCUCCCCCGCCAGUGACAACCCAAGCACCACCCCCACCGAGUGGUCCUUUCUCGUGUGCAAGCGUUGGUGACGGGAUUUAUGCAGACCCCAGUGAUUGCACCAAGUUCAUUCAGUGCCAUGGCGGUCGGAAAUACAUAAGAAGCUGUGCGCCCGGACUGAAAUUCAACCCGAAAAGCAAGGCAUGCGACUGGCCACAGAACGUGCAGUGCGCAUAACUGAUCUAUUAAUUGGUCGAUCGCUGUUGUAAAGGUUUACUUGAUUGCUAACCUUGGGUUUAAUAAAAUCACAAGCAGAAGAAUGCCGCAUUGAUUUGUCUUGGC